AUGGCACCCACCAAGAAUGAUGAAACUGCUAAGAAAACAAACAACAGAGGAGCAUGGACCGCGGAGGAAGAUCAGAAGCUAGCCCAGUGCAUUGAAAUUCACGGUGCAAAGAGAUGGAAAACUGUUGCAAUUAAAUCAGGUCUAAACAGAUGUGGAAAAAGUUGUAGGCUAAGAUGGUUAAACUAUCUGAGACCCAAUAUCAAGAGGGGCAACAUAUCAGUUGAAGAAGAGGAUUUGAUUAUUAGGCUUCACAAACUGCUGGGAAACAGGUGGUCAUUGAUAGCUAAGAGGCUUCCAGGACGAACCGACAACGAAAUUAAGAACUACUGGAAUACUUGUUUGUGCAAAAAACUUAAUCGCACAAAGGUGAAGCCUGAAACUUCAACAGCACAAGCAACACAUACGACUCGGAGUACUGAGGAAAGAGCAGCGGUAGAGAAUAAAGAGCGCAUUGAUGAUGGGAGUGGGGACUCAGAAGUUAACUUUGAUGUGAACGAAUUCUUCAACUUCUCCAUUGAAGGACCCUUUGCGUUAGAUUGGAUGAUCUAGAACUUGAUGAGGACUUGUUGUGUGUCUCUUAAUUUCUUAGUUUUGAGCUUGUGUUUAUAUACUUGUUAUGUGGUCAUUAUAAUUGAGUCCUAGCAAUACAUGCGUGAGUUCCAUUAAAUAAUUUGAACUCUCAUCAUUGUAUUUAGUGGAACUUACAUAUAUAUCAUUAAGUG
Messenger RNA from Glycine soja, 722 nucleotides. RefSeq names its product transcription factor MYB32-like. NCBI's taxonomy places the organism in Eukaryota, Viridiplantae, Streptophyta, Magnoliopsida, Fabales, Fabaceae. Gene Ontology annotation, cellular component: nucleus. The coding region runs from base 1 to 549 and encodes 182 amino acids. Gene Ontology annotation, molecular function: transcription cis-regulatory region binding. Gene Ontology annotation, biological process: cell differentiation. The record is from RefSeq and is a predicted model, not a curated record. The transcript has 3 exons.